Molecule: messenger RNA, 717 nt
Organism: Daucus carota subsp. sativus
Lineage: Eukaryota; Viridiplantae; Streptophyta; Magnoliopsida; Apiales; Apiaceae
Product: cyclin-dependent kinases regulatory subunit 1
Exons: 3
Coding region: 174-422 (82 amino acids)
Biological process (GO): regulation of mitotic cell cycle
Cellular component (GO): SCF ubiquitin ligase complex; cyclin-dependent protein kinase holoenzyme complex
Molecular function (GO): protein kinase binding; histone binding; cyclin-dependent protein serine/threonine kinase activator activity
Source: RefSeq, a predicted model, not a curated record
CCCCGUUCCUUAAACUUAUCAUUUCAUUUUUCGCCGCACACCACACUCCAUAUCUGCUUCAUUUCUCGCCCAAAUCACCGCUUCAUAGCCUCCUAUUUAAACCCUGAGCUAUAUUAAUUCUCUCCAUAUAAAUUUAAUUCGACUAAUUUUAGAUCGAAUUCAAAAACUGAAGGAUGGGUCAGAUCCAGUAUUCUGAGAAGUACUUUGAUGACACCAAUGAGUACAGGCAUGUUGUUCUUCCUCCAGAAGUUGCUAAGUUACUCCCCAAGAAUCGCCUUCUUUCGGAGAAUGAGUGGCGUGCAAUUGGUGUGCAGCAGAGCAGAGGUUGGGUUCAUUAUGCAAUUCAUCGGCCGGAGCCGCACAUCAUGCUCUUUAGGAGGCCAUUGAACUAUCAACAGCAGCAGGAUGCCGCGGCUCAGUAAGCUGUGAUGAUCAAGUGAAACUGAUGAACUUCUCAUCAGUAUUUAGUUGUCUAUCAUUUCAUAUCUUCUGAAAAUGAAAUAUUCGUCACAGGGAAAACUUAUUUUGUAGUCUAUAUUUUACGAUGAUAAUCGUUUUAGAUAAUCAUCACUGCUUGGUAAUCAACUGUUUGUUCCUCAAUUCUGAACUAAGUGGUAAUGCAUCAUUUGUUCGCUUGAACUUAGUGCACAUGGUUGUGCGAGGCCAAUGUACAUUUUUCUGUUUGUCCUUUUCAAUUGCUAAAGGUCUGUUAUAUCA